AUGGAAGGAAGAAUUCAAGUUGCCAUUCCAGAAGGACAAUUUGAAGAGUAUUCAAAUAAUCAAUGUACUAAUCUUACUUGUUGGUUGGCAUUAUUCCAAAAUGGUACUGGUGUUCCAUACAUUAGGUUUAACACAUCAAUAGAUUCUUUACGUUUAAGUGCUGGAUCACCUGAUGCAACAAGUGAAUUAGAUGAAGGGGUUCAAAGUUUAAUUAAUUCUGUUGCUGAUGUAUUUAUUAAUAGAUAUAGAGCGGUUAUUCCUGUAUUCUUAAAUGGAUUAGUCAAUAACCUUGGAACUGGUUUUAUUAAUGAUUUCCUUAAUGAUAAUUUAAAUGCUACUUGUGAAGAAAAUCCUGAUCCUGAAGUAAAAGAAUAUAAACCAGCUGUUGUAGCAUCAACAAUUUCAAUUGCAGUUGUAUUAUCUAUUAUUUUAUGUGCCAUUGCUAUUAUUGUUUUAGUUGUUAAAUGGAGAUUUGGAAAGAAUCAUGAAGAGUCAUCUGUAACAACUACUGGAGAAAGUAAAGAAAGUGACUCAUCAAGUGAAGGAGAAAAAGAAAAGAAACCAUUUUUACAAAGAUUAAAGUCAUUCCCAUUAUGGUUCUGUAAACAAUGGUUAAGAACAGACGAAAAAGGAGCAUCAUUAUUCCUUCAUCCACACGUUAAUAUUGUGAUUAGAGUUAUUAUGCCAUUCUUAAUUCUUUUGAACAUUGCAUUAUUUAUUACAUCUAAUACAGGUACUGGUGCUACAGUUAAUGCAUAUAUUUCAAUUGGAAGUAGUCAAGUUAUUACAAUGCCAGUUUCUGAUUUUGGAUUGAUGAAUUCAGUAGAAGAUAUGUGGACAGCUGGAGUAUAUCCACUUGCUGUUUUAAUUAUGGUAUUCUCUGGAAUUUGGCCUUACACUAAAUUGGUAAUUUUAUUAUUCACAUGGUUUAUGCCAUCAACAUUAGUUGUUCCUAAAGUAAGAGGUAUUAUUCUAAAAGUAUUAGAUGCAUUAGGUAAAUGGUCUAUGCUUGAUUCAUAUGUUAUGGUAUUGAUGAUUGUUGCAUUCUACUUUGAUAUUCCAUUGCCAAUUAGACAUCCAGAGUCUAUUAAUGAUCCAGUUAAGAUCAAUUUAUAUGUUUAUCCAGCAUAUGGAUUUGUUACAUUAAUGUUAGGAACUAUUGCAUCAUUAAUUAUGUCACAUGUAGUUGUAGGAGUACAUAAUGUAGUUCUUCAUGACAAACAAAGUAAUCGUGGAGAAGAUGGACUUAAGUGGAGACCAUUAUUCUUCUAUUGUAGAUUCUUAGUUACAAAGAUUAUUGUUCCAAUCUUCUUAUUUAUCUCAUUUGUAUUGUUAGUGAUUGGUAUGUUCUUGAUUUCAUUUUCAUUUGAUUUCUUAGGACUUGCAGGAUGGGCAUUAGCUAUUCUUGGACAAUCUCCACGAAGAGAAUUCUCUGUUGUUGAUCUUGGAACACAACUUCCAGGUGCUACUAGAGAACCAAACAGUUUUGCUGUUAGAAUAACUCAAAUAGUGUAUUUCAUGACAAUCAUUGUAUUACCAAUUCUUCAUAUGGUUUCAUUGUUUGUAUUAUGGUUUGCACCAUUGCAAAGACGAUUCCAAAGUUUCUUGUAUCAUUGUUGUGAAGUAUUAUAUGCAUGGUCAUGUAUUGAUGUCUUUGUAGUUUCAGUUAUUGCUGCUAUUGUUGAAUUAUCACAAUUUGCAUCAUUUAUGGUUGAGCCAUAUUGUUCAGCUAAAAUUCCACAACUUGGAGCAAGUAUUGAUGAUAUUGUAGCGGAAUUCUUUGGAGAUGAAGAACUUAUUGAUGGGCAUGAAACAUGUUUUGAAGUUAAAGCCAACCUUGAAGGAGGGUGUUGGUUAUUGUUUGUAGCAGUUAUCAUUUAUACAAUUUGUUCAAUUGCAAUCAUGAAGAUUACAAAGAGAUGUCUUGCUAAACGACUUCCAACUGAAGAAGAAAGAGCUGUAAUGAAUGGAACAAAGAUUGAAAUGGCAGAAAAUCAAGAAGAUGAUAGUGAUAAUACAAACAAAACAGAAGAAAAGAAAGAGGAUGAUAAUGACAGUACAAACAAAACAGAAGAAAAGAAAGAAGAAGAUAAUAAUGAUGUACCUUCUCCUCAAGAAAGUGAAGAAGAAGAGUUAAAUUCUGAGUCAGUGAAAAGCGAAGAAGAAAAUGAUGAGUAA
This is a messenger RNA of Entamoeba dispar SAW760, 2178 nucleotides long. RefSeq lists its product as uncharacterized. Bases 1 to 2178 code for a protein of 725 amino acids. The record is from RefSeq and is a predicted model, not a curated record. Lineage: Eukaryota; Evosea; Mastigamoebida; Endamoebidae. The transcript has a single exon.